Setaria italica (foxtail millet) is the source of this 1280-nucleotide messenger RNA. Its product is annotated as guanine nucleotide-binding protein subunit gamma 3. NCBI's taxonomy places the organism in Eukaryota, Viridiplantae, Streptophyta, Magnoliopsida, Poales, Poaceae. The transcript is spliced from 5 exons. The record is from RefSeq and is a predicted model, not a curated record. The coding region runs from base 470 to 1051 and encodes 193 amino acids.
UCUAGUAGUAUCCGUCUAGCUCCUUUCUGCCAAGGGCCCCCGGCGGCAGCAGGGCGUAGUAGUAUUCCGGAAAGGCGGAAACGAAGGCUCGCUUGGCGUUGGCGCAGUCUCCCAUCUCCCCUCCAUCAUUGCCGCCCGAAACGGCAACCCGCCCGCCACCCUCUCUCCCUCGCUCCUCCAUGUGCCCGCCUGCAGCUCGCUCCAUCGCCAUUUAAUCCGCCUCGCCUCGCUGCUUGCUGGCUGCGCGUGGCAGCAGCCCGGCCGGCGGCAGCUUGCUAGUAGCGCUAGCUCCAUCAUCAUUUUCUUCCUCACAGCUCCUUGUUCUUAUUCACUCGUCGCCCGCUCGCCAAGCAAGCCAUUCACCUCCAGCACCGAACAGCUUCACCGUCAGAGUCCGGCCGCUCGAUUAUAUCGGCCGGCGGCCGUCAGUCAGUCGCCAGCAGAAAGCAGGAACGAAAAAAAUAAUAUAAUGGCUGCUGCGCCGGCGGCACCCAGGCCCAAGUCGCCGCCGGCCUCGCCCGACCCGUGCGGCCGCCACCGCCUGCAGCUCGCCGUCGACGCGCUCCACCGGGAGAUCGGCUUCCUCGAGGGUGAAAUAAGUUCCAUUGACGGGGUCCACGCUGCCUCCAGAUGCUGCAAAGAGGUUGAUGAGUUUGUGGGAAGAAAUCCCGAUCCAUUCAUAACGAUUCAGCCAGAGAAACGAAGCAAUGAGCAGUCUCAGCAGUUUCUGAAGAAGUUCCGAGCCAAGAGCUGCCUGAGCUACCUGUCGUGGAUCUGCUGCGGCGGCGGCGGGUGCCCGCCGUUCCAGCUGAAGACGACGAUGAGGCCGCCGUCGGCGAGCUGCUCCUGCGGCGGCGCGCGGCUGCGGAAGCUCUGCUCGUCCCCGUGCUGCUGCUGCUGCUGCUGCAGGUGCCGCGUGGUGUACGCCGGGUGCUGCGCGCCGUGCCCGCGCUGCUCGUGCGGCUGCGCCUGCCCGCGGUGCUCGUCGUGCGCCUGCUGCCCCACCUGCAGCGACGCGUGCUGCGCCCCGCGCUGCUGCCUGUGCCUAUGAUGGCGUUGCGUAUGAUGCGCGCGUGCUGCUUUAGGAUCGAUGCUGCUACCUGAUCGAUGAACGAAGAAGAUGAUGGCUUUGAUGCAUGGAUGUUGGCAGUUUGCGGUGUCGUCUGACAAUGCCUGGUCGUGCUGGCGAAUUGAGUCAACUUAUUAUUUCGGCCCGGGGUCGCGAUUUUUUUCAAAAUGACCUUUAUGUUCACAGAAAUCAAACAACAGUCUCCAGGAUA